This is a messenger RNA of Physcomitrium patens, 1218 nucleotides long. RefSeq names its product DCC family protein At1g52590, chloroplastic. Gene Ontology annotation, molecular function: protein-disulfide reductase activity. The record is from RefSeq and is a predicted model, not a curated record. Lineage: Eukaryota; Viridiplantae; Streptophyta; Bryopsida; Funariales; Funariaceae.
CUUUAGGAUUCUCAGGGCGAUCGUGUCAGAAAUAUUUGCAUAGAUCGCCCUUGCCCAAUCACCACUACGAACGCUGACGCUGUGUGUUCAAGCGGAUUUUCGCAGCUUCUGAGAGACAUUCAUGAGUCAGUUUAUUUAUGCCCAUCGUCGAUAAUUUUCUAAGAUUUGGAUCAGAGGUUGGAACACUGCAAUCAACCAAGCAAGUCGCCAUGGCGGCAAGUUUAGGCGUUGCGCAAAUUGCAGCUCCGCGUUUAGAAAUUACAGCAGGUGUACCUGUAGCACAAAUUGUAGCGGUUGGAGCUUCGAAUCACAGUUUCGGAAAUUCUCGAACGGCGUUGAGGUUGAAUCAGUGUAAUCGUCCAAAUCGUAUGACGAGUCCAAGGAAUAUGCGGAGCAUGUCAAUCAGGGCAGCUGCGAACACUGCCACAAGUUAUGGCACAGAGAGUAGGGAAGAGUUGCUUCGCAGGGCGGAUUCGUACUUUGCCACCGAUUCUCGACCUAUUGUUCUGUUUGAUGGUGUCUGCAAUUUUUGCAAUGCCGGUGUCAACUUUGUGCUCGACAACGAUCCAGAGGGUCGGGUGCGUAUGGCGGCGUUGCAAAGCGAGGCAGGCAGGGCUCUGCUACUUCGUGCUGGUCGUUUAUCCGAUGAUUUAUCAAGCUUAGUACUCAUAGAGAAAGACAGAUCGUAUAUCAAAUCGGAAGGCGUUUUACGAACCGCCCAAUACCUUGGAAAUCUACUCCCUCCUGUCGGUAGUCUUGGCCUUCUAUUCCCUCUGUUUUUCAGAGACUUUGUGUAUGACAACGUUGCAAACAAUCGCUACUCUAUUUUAGGGAAGAGAGAUCAGUGCCGUGUCUCUGAUCCACGCUUCAACGAUCGCUUCGUGGUGUAGCUGGGGACUCACUUGUAUGUGUGCAAGGACUUCAUUUCAGUGGCUUUUUUAAUUGUAACGUAGUCAUACAAAACGUCAGCAGAUCUUUCUUUGUUGUUGUGAUCUUUUAUGCAGCUAUGGAAAAAAAAAGAAAAAAGAAAAGAAAAGGAAAAGUGGAAUAUGAUUUGUGUAAAUAAUACUCAACAAUUAUUAGUAUUGUGUUCAAAUAUAGAUGACGAUACUCUGAACAAUAUGUCGGUAAUUUUUCCACUUUCGCCUAUUUUGUUUGUCAAUCUGAAGACUUAUUAAAGUUUGUAUAUAUAUAUAUAUAUAUAUAUAUAUAUCUAUA